CUUGGCUUGGAUCUGCACAGCCAUUAACAGGUGCCUGGAGCAUAUCUUUGCCUGACUGAGAGGUGGAAUAGGACUUGUGCACUAUAAGUAUGAGAAGCAUGUGAUCUUGCUGCAAUCAAAGCUGUAAUGAUCCCAUGUGGGGAAACAAUGGAUCUGGGGGAGAAUGGGGACCUUCUGGACCUAAGUUUUCUCACAGGAGAAGAACAACUAAUGAUAGUACAAGUACUAGAGCGAGACACAGAGCUAAAGGCAAAAGAAGAUCAGCGGAUAAAGAAGCUGCGGUCUACUCUUCCAGACAAGAAAGCAUUCAAACGUCUGUCAGGGGAAUGGUUCUGUGAUGUGAGGGCUACACGUCCUUGGGGACAGACAGGUGGUGUUGACAUAGUGAGGGCAUCAAUUAGAAGGAAAAAAAAGGUCAGAGGUGAAUGCGACAUAAACUGGGACCAAGAUGAGAAUGAAGAAAGGGAAGGACCAGAAGAAACAUGUGCACCUGUCAAAAUAUCAUCCAGUGAAUCCCUUCCAGAUCGCCUCUCCAGUGAUGCACAGGAUUGGAGCAGCUCAAAGGAAGAUGUGGGGGGAGACACAACAGAUGGAAAGAACAGUAUGGAAGAUAUAAAUUUAUCCCCAGUUAAUGGCACGAUUACAAGUGGAGAUACUAAUGGGGAAAUCCUAGAAGGAAAAGAGAACCUCAAUGACAGCCCACCAGUUCCACGCCUGACAAAUAAUUCUAUUUCUGGCAGUAUGAUAAGCCUGUUCAGCACAGGAGACAUGCGAUCAGUUGAUGUUCAAGGCUGUGUCCAAUUCUCACUUCAGUAUGAUCCCUCCAAGAAAGAGUUGAAUGUCUUAAUUAUUCAAUGCAGGGACUUAACACCCGCACAGAGAAAAACCUCCAAUCCCUAUAUAAAGUGUUAUUUGCUCCCUGAUAAAACUGUUCAGGGGAAGAGGAAAUCAAAGGUGAAGAAGAAGACUCUGGAACCUUUCUUUAAUGAGACCCUGAAGUACAAAGUGGAACGUUCAGAGCUGCAAAGCAGAGUCCUCAAUCUGUCUGUGUGGCACAGGGGGUCUCUGGGAAGAAACAUUUUUCUUGGUGAGGUAGAAGUGGAUCUUGUAUCCUGGGACUGGAGCAAAACCCAGCCAUCCUGGUUCAAUCUCCAGCCAAGGACCCCUCUAUCUCCAGACUUCCUUUGCAGUCGAGGUCGGAUUAGUGUUGCUUUGAAAUAUGUACCACAGGGGGCAGAAGGCCUAGGACUCCCUCCCACUGGGGAACUCCAUGUUUGGAUUAAGGAGGCACGGCAACUUGUACCUCACAAGGCUGGGAAUGUCAGCACUUUUGUAAAGUGCUUUGUGCUCCCUGAUUCCGUUCCAUCCAACUUCCAGAACACACGUGUGAUCCCACAUAGCUUGCACCCGAUGUUUAACCACACUAUGGUGUAUGAUGGCUUCAGUGGAGAGGACCUCAAAGAAGCCUGUGUGGAAUGCACCAUCUGGGACCAGGGGAAAAUAGGAAGUCGAUCCCUUGGGGGCAUUCGUCUCAGCACUGGAAAAGGAAGCAGCUAUGAAACAAGUGUCAGCUGGAUGGAUUCCACAGUGGAGGAGAAGGCAUUCUGGGAGUCGGUUAUAAAUAAUCCUGGGGAGUGGGUAGAGGCAGUGCUGCCACUGAGACAAAAUUUAACUUCACGUUGACAGACUGAUUAAUUCCAGUUAAAAAGGUGACCUACAAAAGAGACUACCCCUGGCAAUAAUACUAACACCCUAGGCUGAUGAACAUUUUUGAUUCCAUGCAGACAGUUCAUACUCAGGGCUCGCUGACAACUGCUGCAUAUAAUCCCAAGUGGAACCAAUCGUGGGCGAACGUGACCCCACACCCCAUCCCACCAUGCCAAUUUUAUUAAUUGGGAGGAAAGAUAGAAAUAUAGGAGAUCUAGUCUAAUUUUGUCCAGAAACACUGCCAACCCUAUCAUAAGAUAACCACUCAGCUGUUAAUACAGGGACAACACCUGAUGCCUCAGUAGAGACAGGAACUACCUACCUUCACUUUACACCAGCUGAGAGUGCUUGCAUGACCUUCACAAAGAAGAAUAUUUUUGAACGACUUGGAGACAGCAACUGAGUUCACAGAGUCAUCAACAGAAUUCUGAAGCCCCAUGAAAACAAAAAAAUGAUACUACAAGCAGUGGAGAGCAUGCAUACCCAUUAUAAAGGACAGAACACAGCAAAUUUGUAUGAAAGUAAAAUCUAGUAAAGAGUAUGCCAGUUUUAGAGGAGAAUAUGUACAGAAAAGUUGAAUGUUUUUUGGGCACAGUUGCAUAUUAGCUGGAAAAUAAUAAAUAAACAAGAAUAAAGUACUUUGGGGGUGAAUUAUAAAUAUAAUAUUUAGACAUUAGCUACUAUUACCAUUUGCAAUACUGUACACAAAGCCAAAUUACAGUAACACAAUCCCACAAGCAAUUAUCAGGAAAGCACAACAAACAUUUUAUUAAGAGGCUGAAUGGGUGCUCUCUUUUUAAACACACAUGAAUAGUCAACAACAUGUGGUACUUUGUUCAAGAUGGCUGCCAGGCAAUUAAAAGCUUAAAAGUUUUACUAUCAACACAUAAGAACACCCUUUUAUUAUAAUGCCAUUUCAUUAUGUAAACAAACUUUAAUAGUGAUGUGCUUUUUUCAUAUAGUGGCUGCACUAUGUAUAGUGUUGGGCAGAUUUCUUUUGUAGUCAAAGACAGGCAGUGCCAUAAGGCAAGAAAGCACUUCUCUUUUUUUGCCAGUCACUAGUACUGGGAAAUAGAUUCCUUCAAGAAAGUAUUCAAAGUGACAAAAUAAUUUUCAAAGUACACUAAAAACAGACAAAUCACCAGGGCAAUAUGUAAGUUUAGAGAAGUAAUCCUAGGCAUAUUUUUCUGAUUUGUAAAUAGAAAACAUGUGAUGAGGGAGAGGUAUAUAUAUAUAUAUCUGUAUACCUAUAUAUUUGUGAUUACAUAUAAAUUUAGUAGAUUGAUGCCUUUUUUUCAUCUCUUUCUCACAAAAUACACAUUAAUGUGGGUUAUCAGAAAUUCCUCGCGUGUUGGUUUUUACUGAGGUGUCUCCUCCCUGCAAAAGAAAAAAACUUGAUAAGAGUGGUAAUUAAAGCACUAGUAACAUCAAAAAUGAUUUUUAAGUUGCAUUUAUAUAUUUUGUAUUGCUAUGAUGAAAAACCUAAAGCUUAAAUCAAAUCCUC
This is a messenger RNA of Xenopus tropicalis (tropical clawed frog), 3211 nucleotides long. It is a transcript of the gene sytl1, whose product is annotated as synaptotagmin like 1. Gene Ontology annotation, molecular function: small GTPase binding. Gene Ontology annotation, cellular component: membrane; plasma membrane; endomembrane system. The record is from RefSeq and is marked provisional. NCBI's taxonomy places the organism in Eukaryota, Metazoa, Chordata, Amphibia, Anura, Pipidae. Gene Ontology annotation, biological process: exocytosis; intracellular protein transport.